Messenger RNA from Stegodyphus dumicola, 4729 nucleotides. It is a transcript of the gene PolrMT, whose product is annotated as mitochondrial RNA polymerase. Gene Ontology annotation, cellular component: mitochondrial DNA-directed RNA polymerase complex. Lineage: Eukaryota; Metazoa; Arthropoda; Arachnida; Araneae; Eresidae. The record is from RefSeq and is a predicted model, not a curated record. Gene Ontology annotation, biological process: mitochondrial transcription. Gene Ontology annotation, molecular function: protein binding; DNA-directed RNA polymerase activity; mitochondrial promoter sequence-specific DNA binding.
CCAGUUACCAUAUUCUAAAGAUCAGCCAAAAACUCAUAUGUAUUUCACUCAUAUUACAUAUAAUUUUUCAUAAUAACAAACAAGUUUAAAAUGUCGAAAAGAAAAUACUGAAAUGCUUGCGUAAGAGCAAUACAGCAUAGAAUUUGAAAACAAACAUCUCUUUCCCCAAUCUGAGUGAUAAUUGAUUACUGUUUGGCAUUCAAGUCUGUUUAGUAAGGGGAAGUGGUUAGAUUUCAUCUAUCGUUAGCAACAGGCUUGAGCACUUUACAGGUGACAGUGAGAUUUAGCUCAGUUCCGCCCCCAAUUUUGAUGGAGAGUGCUCUAGGGCCCAGGUCUGAGAGUCUACCACCAGAGAGGACUUUCGGUUCGUCAUAUAUUUAGAGUUUCCCCAUGCCACAAGAAAUGGAGAUUCAAUGGCUAUAUGAAAAAUUUUAUGUCAGCUGUUUCAUUUUCCACUGUUCAUAAGCAUAAAGUAGUUUUAAACCCAUCUACUUCAUAUAAAAGGCACAAGAAGAAACUGAAUAUAAAGCCAUAUGAAGAUUUAUUAAGAGUGUUGGAAGUCCAUGAAUGUAACCUGGAAAUUGAAGGCAUACUCUCAGAGAAACAUAAUUCUGAAUGUGAACAAAGGGAUUAUGAAAGAGUGAUUUCACAAGAACUGCCACAAUCUUUAGAAGCAAAAUGUGAUAAAUUAUCAGGUAAUCAUCGGGAUUUCAUAAAUGAUGAGGGAAUUUUUACUGUUAAGUAUUCCUUUCCAAAUAAGGGAAAGAAAAAGGCAAAGAAAAUAUCUGAAAAAAACCAAACAGAAUAUAUUCUUGAUGGAAAGCUAAAAAAGCAAAGUUCAAAGAAAACUACAACUAAAGAAAAAGAGCUGACAAAAGUUAAACAAACUUGUAAAAAGGAAAGUCUGAAGAAAGCUCUGAAGGAUGCACAUGCAAUGCAUGCCUUGAAGUCUUAUAUCGAAAUUUGUAUAAAUGUUGAUCAGAUUGAGAAGGCUCAGCAAAUAUAUGAAUAUUAUCGACAGAAAAGCAAAUUAAAAGAUAGUACCAAGCUUCAUGAUGAUAUUGAAAUAUAUAAUUCACUGAUUGUUGGAUGGGCACAAAAAGGCAGGUUGGAUAAAGUUAAACAGAUAUUUCAGUUUAUGUCUAGUGAUAAUAUUGCACCUAAUCUUCAAUCUUAUGCUGGCUACUUGGAGUGUAUUUCUAGAAGAGAGUUUAUUGAUGUUCCAGAAAUUCAAAAUGUUAUAAAUGAAAUGCAUUCAAAAGGUCUUUCUCAUCAGGACAUAUUGCAAAAAUGUAUCUUUGUGGGUGACCAGAGAGAAAAAAUUUUAGAAAUAUUAGGCUUUGUUGAUGCAAGUGUGGCAGUUUCUUCAAAUGAAACGAGUGAAUCAUACUCCUGCAGCCUUCUAAGAAAGCUCAAUGAUAAAGCUUAUGGGAGAGGAGAUAGACAUCCUAACUUUAGUUUCAAAGAAGAUGACAUACAACAAAUUUCUACUAGUCAAAUGCAGUUAGAAAAUGAUUAUAAUAUAAGAAUUAAGUCAGUUGUUGCUCUAGAAGAAGUUAAUGAAAAAGUGAAGAAGUCAAGAACGUAUUUGAAAGAGUGUGAAGAUAUUUGGAGGAAAAAAUUAACCAUCUCCCUAAAGAAUUUAAAAUAUAUGAAGAAAUAUAGUUCCCACCAACCUUCAAUAUAUCCUUACUUGUCUGUCAUUGAUACUGAACUUCUAGUUAAUUUGUUACUUCAGGAAAUUCGUUUACUGGCUGAAACAGGUGAAUUUUUUAGUCCAAAUGUGAAAAUUCUUUAUAAAGAUCUAGGAAUAAAAGUGAUGAAUCAUUACUUCCUUUGGCAGAACAAAAAGAAUAAAGUGACUGAGAAGGUGCAAUUUAUUUAUCAAAAGUAUCUUGCUUACCUUCUUAAUCCAGAGCUAAUUUCAAAUUAUACUCCAAGAGAAUACUGGGAGCAUUUAAAAAAUCAAUAUUCUGAUGGACCAACGAUCGAUGUUUCUGAAUGCUUGUGGUCCUACAGUGUUUUAACUCAUAUAGGAAAGUGUUUAUAUGAUAUUUUGGUGCGCAACAUCGCUUUUAAUGCAAAUGCUGUGCGUCACAAACAUCCAAGCAAGUUUAUGAGUCAAGCAUUUUAUACAGUUUAUGAAACAAAGGAUAUUAAACUCUACAAACAAAUAAGGGCUCAUCCUUUACUUUGUAAACUAUACAGAGAUGCUAAACUUGAUUAUUUAGAAUUCAAUGUCAAUGUAGUACCAAUGUUAUCUCCUCCACGGCCUUGGGUUAAAUAUGAUUUUGGGGGCCUUCUUGUAACUAAAGUUCCGUUCAUCCGGUUUCCAGACCAUGCUAUGCACCAGCUGAAUUACUAUUCAAAAGUACCUACUCAGCAACUAAAUCCUUGUUUUGAUUCAUUAAACAGCCUUUCACUUUGUCCUUGGAUUAUAAAUAAACCUUUGUUAGACAUCGUUAUACAAGUUUUUAGGAAUGGAGGUAGUGAAGAGUUGGAUAUUCCUUUAAAUCCAUCUAGUUUUGCCCCUCCUUUAGAAAUAAAACAUGGUAUGUCAAAAAAGGAAAAGGCAUUAAUUAAAAAACAAAAUAUGGAGCUAGAAAAAAAGAAAGGUGAAGUAACAAGUUUAUGGUUUGACUGUUUAUAUAAGCUGAGCAUAGCAAAUCAUUUCCAAGAAAAAGUCUUUUGGUUUCCACAUAAUUUAGAUUUUAGAGGUCGUGUUUAUCCAACCCCUCCACAUUUUAACCAUUUAGGUAGUGAUAUGGCUAGAAGUAUUCUGUUAUUUGCAGAAGGACAACCAUUAGGAAAGAAAGGUUUAGAAUGGUUAAAAAUUCAUUUGAUUAAUCUUACUGGAUUUAAAAAAAGGGAUACUCAUGAAGAACGUCUAAAGUUUGCUGAUCAGAUGAUACCUGAAAUUUUAGAUUCAGCUAUUCGACCAUUUGAGGGAAACCAGUGGUGGAAAACUUCAGACAAACCAUGGCAAACUCUUGCAUGCUGCAAGGAAUUAGCUAACGCCUUGCGCCUCCCUCAGCCUGAAGAAUAUGUAUCUCAUUUUCCAGUUCACCAAGAUGGCUCGUGUAAUGGAUUGCAACAUUAUGCUGCAUUAGGUCGAGAUGAAUUAGGUGCUAUAGAAGUAAAUUUACAUCCUUCAAAUUCUCCUCAAGAUGUAUACAGUGGAGUUGCAGCUUUAGUAGAAAAAGAACGGCAAAAAGAUGCAGCUGAUGGUGUUGAAAUUGCAAAACUAUUGGAAGGGUUUGUUAAGAGAAAGGUUGUGAAACAGACUGUGAUGACAUUUGUGUAUGGAGUAACAGCAUAUGGAGCUAAGCUGCAGAUUUUAAAGCAGUUGAAAGAUAUACCAGAAUUUCCUAGUCAGUAUUACCAUGAAGCUGCUACUUAUUUGAGGAAGAAGACAUUUUUUAGCAUAAGAGAGAUGUUUACAGCUACUAAAGAAAUUCAGGACUGGUUUACAGAAUGUGCAGAGCAGAUUACAAGAGUAUCAGGUGAUACUCUUGAAUGGGUCACACCUUUAGGACUACCAGUUAUUCAACCUUAUUUUAAAGAAACAUCAGUCAGAAAUUCCAAGAACUGCAUUUCACAGGGAAAAGGCUCAGAAAUACAUUACAACAGUAAAUAUGAACCUUACGCGCUGCCAAAUAUAAGGAAACAAAAAAAUGCUUUUGCACCUAAUUUUAUACAUUCUUUAGAUUCUACUCACAUGAUGCUGACAUCUUUGUUUUGCCAAAGAAAAGGUAUUACUUAUGUCUCCGUCCAUGAUUGUUACUGGACUCAUGCCUCAACUGUAGAAAUUAUGAACAAGAUUUGCCGAGAACAGUUUGUUGCAUUACACAAGGAACCAAUUCUAGAAAAUUUAUCAUCAUUCUUUUUAGAAAAAUAUGCCUAUGUUGCUGAUAAAAAUAUUCAUGAAAAACAAUCAAAGGAAAAAUCAGCAAAGUUAAAGUUGAGGGAUGUUCUGAUGAGAGUUCCUGAAAAAGGUGCAUUUGAUUUAGACAAAGUACUGGAUUCUGUUUAUUUCUUUAGUUGAACUUUAUUAAAAAUUUAUAUUCUGUGUAUACUGAAAAUUUAUAACGUGAUUUUAUCAAAAAUUGUAAAAAAUAUUUAUUUUUUUAUGUAAAUAUAUGUAAAUAAAUAUUUCUACAACAUAUAGCAUCAAAAAAAUUAUUAUUUUAACAGAUUUAAAUUUAAGGUUAAACUAUCAUGUAAUAUGGCUUGAAAGUUGGAAUAGUUCUUGUUUUUGAUGAGAAAUUUAUAAAUUUUUCCACCAUAUUUAAUUUAAAAGAUAUUGUUAAGAGAUAUAAAAUAAAGACUCUCAGUUUUAAACAGCAGAUAUUUAUAACUUAAAACUGUUAUGUUGUCAUAAGUUAAAAUAUUGCCAUAUUUCGUACAUUACAUGAAUAUUAGUCUCUCGUUAUAUUAAUUUAAAAAAUAAAAGUAUAGAAAGCAUUCUGAAUUUUAAGGUCAAACAUCAUCUGAAAAUCCCUGUGAUAAAAUAAAUUGUUAGAUACGUAGAAUAAAUUAUUUUGCCAAGAAAUAUCAUUAUCUGUUAACAAUAUUAAAUUAACCGGCAUAUCGUUUCUAACUGCUGUAAUAUCUUGUUAUUUAAUAAAUAAAUAUAAUUAUUGUUGAAGUGGCAAUGCCAUAUUUGUAUCAAACCGUUACUCAGCAACGAGAGAUAUUGUUUUAAAAAGAUUUAGUUUUCUGAAGAUUU